AUGCGAUUCGUCGCGCCACCGCCUAUAUCCGGCGAUAUCUCACCGUCUCCUUCACCAUCUCCUUCACCGUCUUCCGGUGUUUCCGAAGAGAUUCUUUCUCGUUCUUCAGAUCCUCCUCUGGAAUUCAGUCCUCCGUUGAUCGCUAUGGUGGUGGUUUUAGCCGCCGCUUUUCUUUUCGUCACUUACUCUCGUCUCAUCUCCCGCCGUUUUAUUUCACCUCUCUUCCGUCGUUUCCGACGUUGGCGAUGCCGUCGGAGACGUCUCCUUCACUUAUCCUCUGCUUCAACUUCAUCCUCCGAUCUCCGAUCAUUUUCCCCUUUCCCUUUCGACUCUUUCCAUUACUCUUCGUACUCACCUUACGGAUUAGACGAUUCCGUUAUCAAAACGCUUCCGCUGUUUCUUUACUCCGCCGCCGCUUGCACCGGAAAAAGCGUUUCCACCGCUACUCCGGCGGGGAAAAAUUCCGCAGAUUGCGCCGUUUGUUUGUUGGAAUUCGAAGAAGGAGAUUACGUACGAACGCUUCCUUUAUGCUUCCAUGCUUUUCACCUUGAAUGCAUCGAUGAAUGGUUGCGAUCUCACCCUAACUGUCCUCUCUGCCGCACGGCGAUUCUCGGAUCCGGCGUGUUCGCUCCGACGUCGCCGUUCGUUCCUCUAAUGGCUCCUCGGAUCCGUCCAAGCUUCGACGAUGAAACAAACGCGAUCGUAACCCCUAACCGGAACACAAUCGCUGCUACGGUGACGACGAUCGAUCAAGAGAUCACGGCGUCAGUGGAAGAACAAUCACCGGCAAUUUCUCGAUUCCGGGAACUGAAGAGAUCGUAUUCGUUCGAUUACGAGAGAGAAGAAUCGGUUUCGGAGAGAGUAACGAUGGAAUCGUCGACGGUGUCUCCAUGGAGAUACCGUCGAUCUACAUGGAACAACAAGCAGCGACAACAAUCUCCGUUCGGAAACCUAAUAUCGAAAUCGAGAGUGUUCUCUUUCCGUUACUACAGAGGAACGAAAUCACCUUUCUUCCGGCGACGAUCGGGAGUGUUUUUCCCGAUAUCGGAACGGAUUCCGGCGACGGGAAGCUCAUCUUCACGGCGGACGAAAUCGAUGACGAGUCCGAUGUUUUUCAGAACAGCACCGCACUCGUCGAGCAGGCUAAGAUGCGGAGAUCCAGAGGCACUGUUAUCGCCGGAGAGAUGGAGAAGAAGGGACACGUGUAGGGUAGAUAUGUAG
Messenger RNA from Arabis nemorensis, 1221 nucleotides. Lineage: Eukaryota; Viridiplantae; Streptophyta; Magnoliopsida; Brassicales; Brassicaceae. The record is from the annotation of a GenBank genome assembly.